AUGCAACAGCUCUGCACCUUCCUCACGCAAAAGCCUGCGCCCAACGCCAACGCGCGCAACGGUAGCUUGAUUGGGCUCGCAGGCAUGGGGAUUGCACUUGGUCAGGAAAUUGCCACGUACUUGGACCAAAUGAUCGGUCCUGUGCUCGCAUGCUUUAGUGAUGCUGACCCCAAGACGCGCUACUUUGCAUGCGAGAGCUUCUACAAUCUUGCAAAAGUGUGCAAGGGUGAGAUGCUUGUGUACUUUAACGAGAUUUUUGUCGUUCUUGCACGCCUCGCGGCUGACUCGGAGGUAUCGGUGAAGAAUGGCGCCGAACUGCUGGAUCGUCUCUUCAAGGACAUUGUCUGUGAGGCUGCGCCCCAUUACGUGUCCAUGUACCAGGACGUGUCUCAGCUCCGCGCGCGGCAGGACCGCGAUAUCGGCGUAGAGGGCGGCGAAAAUGAGCUGCAGGUCGCCCGUGAGAAGGCUGCGCAUGAACGAUAUACGAAAGCGAUGCAUCUCGAGCAUGACCGGCGGAGCACAUCCAUGAACAAGGCAUUUUCACUCGCUCGCUUCGUCCCAUUCCUCGCCGAACGCAUGCAGGUCGUGAGUCCGCUCACACGCAACUAUAUCGUGAGCUGGAUUGCCGUGCUCGAUUCUGUGCCGGAUCUCCAACUUGUCGCCUAUCUCAGUACCUUCCUCCCGCAUCUUUUUCAGUACCUGAGCGAUCCCAAUACAGACGUGCGUGUUGCAACGGCCGAGGUCCUGGCCAACUUUCUCCGCGAAAUUCGUGAAGCCGCCCAGCACCAGGAGCCGCCUCUCUCCGGCUCCAGGGAGGCGAGUCGUCUCUCUCAUGCUGCUAUGGACAAGAACGCGCCUUCACAUGUGUCCUCUGCAGCAUUGUCCGCCCCCUCCGCCUCGCCUGGAAGUGCGCCAUCACAGUCCAAUGCGCCAGUGUUGGCUUCUGCAUCCGACUCCGCGCCAGGCUCACCGUCUUCCACGACCUUCGGGCCUACGUCUGAUCCUGGAUCACAUGCAGGCCCCGUCUCUGACUCAGGGCCAGCGCCCACACGCGACUUGGAUGUUCACGCCAAUGACGACGAGCUAGUGUGGGUGAACGGUGGCCGCGUGCGCGUCGAGUACGAUGCCAUCCUGGAGAUCUUGCUUGAGCAAGUACAGAAUCAGGACGAGGAAAUCCAGGCGACGACUUUCGAAUGGAUCACCGAGUUCCUUCAUGUUGUGCCAUCGAUGGUCGUGCCGUUUGCGCCGCGGCUCAUAUCCGCGGUCCUGCCGUGCUUGGCGCAUCCAGCUCCUGCGAUCCAGUCUGCUGCGAUCAGGACGAACAAGCAGCUCUUCACGGCCGUGGAGCGGCUCUUGCCGAACGAGGAUGCGCCUGCAUCGAACGCUGCAGAAGGCAUUAGCAACCCCAGUGCCGUUGGUGGUGGUAUUGGCGGAGGACUGGACUAUUUUGCGACGACCCAUGCCCUCAAGCAACAUCUGCUGGACCAGCACGACCAGGCGCGCCUGAAUGCACUGGAGUGGCUCAUCAUGUUGCAUGCCAAAUGCCCAACGAAGCUCUUCUCCAUCCACGAUGGCAGUAUCUCUGUGCUGCUUCGUGCCUUGUCCGAUCCCAGUGAGGACGUGAUUACUAUGUGA
Messenger RNA from Malassezia globosa CBS 7966, 1635 nucleotides. RefSeq lists its product as uncharacterized. Gene Ontology annotation, molecular function: protein binding. The coding region runs from base 1 to 1635 and encodes 544 amino acids. Gene Ontology annotation, biological process: phosphatidylinositol biosynthetic process. Gene Ontology annotation, cellular component: endosome membrane; PAS complex; fungal-type vacuole membrane. Lineage: Eukaryota; Fungi; Basidiomycota; Malasseziomycetes; Malasseziales; Malasseziaceae. The transcript has a single exon. The record is from RefSeq and is a predicted model, not a curated record.